Penicillium angulare is the source of this 1020-nucleotide messenger RNA. It is a transcript of the gene med6, whose product is annotated as mediator complex subunit MED6. Gene Ontology annotation, cellular component: mediator complex; core mediator complex. NCBI's taxonomy places the organism in Eukaryota, Fungi, Ascomycota, Eurotiomycetes, Eurotiales, Aspergillaceae. Gene Ontology annotation, biological process: regulation of transcription by RNA polymerase II. The transcript is spliced from 3 exons. Bases 1 to 1020 code for a protein of 339 amino acids. Gene Ontology annotation, molecular function: transcription coactivator activity. The record is from RefSeq and is a predicted model, not a curated record.
AUGGCUAACCAAGAUACCUCAAUGGAGGAAAUCCUCUGGCGGUCUCCCCCGCACGUCCAGAUGAUGGGAGGUUUCCUACACUCGAAUAACAUUCUCUUUUAUUUUGCGGAAUCUCCAUUCUUCGACCCAACCUCCAACAACGCCUCCCUCGCUAUUCAAGCCAACUACAACGAAGCCUUUCGCCAUUUCGUCGAGACUCGUGAAGCCUUUGAGGCGCGUUUGAAGACCAUGUCAGGUCUAGAAUUUAUCGUUUCACACGAUCCCUUACAGGCAGCCGCGCAGUCAAACACGCGCUUCGCUAACGAGCCCUCCAAUAUAUGGGUGAUCCGAAAGCAAAACCGGCGCAAGCGGACAGGAGCUGAUGAUGAGGUGACCGUGAUUUCUACCUAUUUUAUUGUGGGUGACUGUAUAUACAUGGCUCCCUCUGUGGCCAGUGUUGUAAGCAACAGAAUUCUCUCGGCCGUCACUUCUCUAUCACGACUCAUGAAGACAGCCUCUACACUACCCACCUUCACAUCAUCCUACGGACAUACAUACUUGCCACCUGUAACUCGCGCGACCACCGAGUCCGGGGCGCAGGCGUCACAACAAAGCAAAGAGAGCACGCCCAUGACCGACGCAGCACCGCCUUCCACAGCCGACACACAAACAACAAAUAAGACUGGGCUAGGGAUCUCAACGACCAACUCCAGCUUCCAAGAUACACGGAAUCUAGCCGAAUCAUUCAAUUUGUUCACCCAGUAUGGAGAUGAAUAUAUGGAUGAGACCCCACUUGUGGGAGAACCAGGCUCCUUUAUAAUGUCUCGCGUGGGUGGAGACAAUGAGCGAGCGGCCAAGAAUCCAGUCAUGUCCAAGGCGCCUCUCGGUGUGACUAGCAGCAGCACCCCCGGGCCACCUGGUAGAGUCUCAACUCCGCAGGUCCGGGUUGAUACGCCUGGGAAAGCAUCCGACAAAAGCAAUUCCCCGCCUAGCUCGGGCGAGAAUAAAGGAAAACGGAAGAAAAGUCGAGUUGUCAGCUGA